AUGUACCGCCUGAAUGCAAAUCCGUCCACACCGGAGGGCAACUCGUCUGCAGAAACACCAGUAUACCGCACUCCUAGAAGCACUUUUGAUCUUCUGAAACCUCCAAAGGAGGAGGUGGUAUCAUCAAAUCAGAAAAUGAUGCAAAGUGGCGACAUUUUGACAUCGGACAGAGCGGGAAAAAACUACCGUGGAAUAACGCACCUUGGCGUCAAGGAGAAAUCACUCGGCGAAUCGAAAAUCUCUUCUAUGAUGUUCGCGUGGGUUCCGAAACUUCGUCGUGCAAAUCAGUUCAAAGAAGCUUAUUCACAACCCACCCGGAGAUUGAAUUCGUUGCCUCUGAACAUUUUGACAGAACACCUGGGCACGAAGAAAAGAAGCACAACCGACACUCAAAGCUCCUGUGUACCAAUAAUCACGAAGGACGGCAUACAGGAGAAUGCCAGUGACAAAGAAUCAAGUUAA
Messenger RNA from Opisthorchis viverrini, 462 nucleotides. RefSeq lists its product as hypothetical. The transcript has 3 exons. The record is from RefSeq and is a predicted model, not a curated record. The coding region runs from base 1 to 462 and encodes 153 amino acids. Lineage: Eukaryota; Metazoa; Platyhelminthes; Trematoda; Opisthorchiida; Opisthorchiidae.